Molecule: messenger RNA, 2118 nt
Organism: Labeo rohita (rohu)
Lineage: Eukaryota; Metazoa; Chordata; Actinopteri; Cypriniformes; Cyprinidae
Product: fibronectin type III and SPRY domain-containing protein 2
Exons: 13
Coding region: 189-2027 (612 amino acids)
Molecular function (GO): protein binding
Source: RefSeq, a predicted model, not a curated record
UCGGUAAAUGACAUGAAGCGCCGCUUCUUCUUUCUGUCGUGACUCGUGGGGUUUUUUUGAGCAGCUGCUGAUAUUCGAUCUGUCGCUCUAUUUUUGUCUGAUCGGAGCUCGAUGCGCCUGCGCCGAAACACUCUCACACCGACACCGAACCGACCGACAACCAGCAGAGAUCCGCUGCGGGCGUCAGGAUGGACGCGUAUGAGGUCAGAGGUCGUCUGGAUGUGAUCGCGGAGGAGCUGACGGCCAGCGAGGAGGAGGAGGAGGAGGCGGCUGAUGAAGAUGCGUUUGUGAUGUUGCAGGAGUCUCCCGACGUCUUCUGCCGUGACUGCAGCGUUCCCACACGCAGAGGUGCGGCGGCGCACGCUCCUCACGCGCUCGUCACGCUCGCCGCCGCCGCGCAGCAGAUGAAGGAUCAGCUGUCCAAAAGCAGGAGCAAACUGAGCGAGAAGGUCGUCGAGAUGGAAAACUUCGCCAGUAACCUGGAGGAGAUCUUCAUCACCGUGGAGGAGAAUUUCGGCCGUCAGGAGCAGAAUCUGGAGCAGCACUACAACGAAGUCCUGCAGGCGCUUUCGCAGAGGAACGAGGCGCGAGCCGCGGCGCUGGACGAGCAGAAGAACGACAAGCUGGAGCGUCUGUACGGUCAGCUGCUGCGGUGCGGCCGAACGCUGGACGCGUCCAAAGAGCUCAUCGAGGGCGCGCAGGAGGUUCACCGCAGACGAGACAAACGCGCCUUCCUGCAGGCUGUCGUGCCAGUUUUGAAGAGGGUCGAGCAGUUCGCCAGAGAGGAAGUGGAUCUGAAGCUGGGAGCGUCUCUGGACUUCGACGUGCCGACGACGGAUCUGUCCGACGUCAGACAGAUGAUGGACUCCAUGAACGUUCUUCCAGCUCCGUCGGCUCCGGUUAUGAAUCCUCAGAUCGCCAACUCUGCCACGGACACGUCGCUGCACGUGUGCUGGAGUCUGUUCUCGGACGACACCGUGGAGUUUUAUGAGCUGUACUGGCGUCUGAUCUCUGACGACUGCACUAUGGAGACGCCGCAGGAGGUGUCUCAGCUGAAGGUGAAGGAGACGCACUGCACGGUGUCCGAUCUGCUUCCUAACGCUCAGUACGAGCUCUGGGUGACGGCCACCAACACCACGGGCAUCAGCCCGGCCAGCGAGAGGGCCGUUUACAUGACGGUUCCUUCUCCUCCGGUUAUCAAGCCGCAGCAGUGUGUGAGCAGCCUGGACGCGGCGCUGAUCCGCUGGGACUCUGGAAACACGAACCCGGUGGAGUCGUACACGCUGGAGUUUCACGAGACCAGCGCAGACGGCGGCGGCACCGCGACCGAGUCCAUCGUGGCGAUCCCGUCCUGCGAGUGUUUGGUGCAGCUGCAGCCGUGGAAGCGCUACGUCAUCCACAUCAGGGCCGUGAACAUCGGCGGUCCGAGCGACAGGAGCGAACCCAUCGACAUCUCCACCACAGGUACGUUUUUCCACCUGCUGGAAGACACGGCGCAUCCGAGCCUGUCGCUGUCAGCCGACGGCCUCACCAUGUUCUACCUGGAUGAAGAUCUUCCCAUCAGUCACAUGACCUUCAGCGACAACACCUUCAACAGGUGUGUGGCGGUUCUGGGCGACCUGGUGCCCAUCAGAGGCCAGUAUUACUGGGAGAUCGAGGUGGACGAGAGCGCAGAGUUCCGCGUGGGCGUGGCGUACGAGGACACGCAGCGCAACUCUUACCUGGGCGGGAACAACACGUCCUGGUGCAUGAGACACAUCCUCACGCCGUCCAGGCACAAAUACGAGUUCCUGCACAACGGCUGGACGCCGGACAUCCGUAUCACGGUGCAGCCGCUGCGGAUCGGCGUGUUCCUCGAUUACGGCCGCGGGAUUCUCUCCUUCUACAACGCGGCGCUGCGGCAGCACCUCUACACCUUCAGCUGCCACUUCCUGCAUUACGUUCACCCGUGUUUCGCGCUGGAUAAUCCUGGAGCGCUGACGCUCCGCACCGGCAUGACGGCGCCGGCGUACGUCACGCAGCCGUGACCCGCGAGAACAGGACGUGCUGCGAAAAACGAAGACGUGGAUAUCGGAGCUGAUUCUCGAGCUAAAUAAACGAGUCGCCAGCAUCUGUGUG